Peniophora sp. CBMAI 1063 is the source of this 4152-nucleotide messenger RNA. The record is from the annotation of a GenBank genome assembly. Lineage: Eukaryota; Fungi; Basidiomycota; Agaricomycetes; Russulales; Peniophoraceae.
AUGUCGCAAGCGACGGCGGCCUCGGACUCUAUACCAACUGGGAGGCUUCUUGUCUCGACACACGUCUCUGCUCUAUGGGACCCUGACAACGCGACGUCUAUCCCGGUCACGACUUCUCGCAUCCACACCUCCCUCCCCGCAUCUCGUAGCGAGUCGGACCCACCGUCCGAGCACGCGUCUCAGGCGACUUUCUUCCACUCAGCGCAGACAGGCUCUUUGACCGCACGUGUCUUGAGCAAUGGUCUCGUGCUCGAACUCAUUUCGCUCACAACUGCCGCAAAUCCCCUUCGAUUUGCAUUCCCGGCUACGCUUCUCCCUAGUCCGGGCGUGCUCCUAUGGCAAGAGCGCGAACUGCACAUCAUUGCGGUCACUUCCCACGGAUCACUUUACCGACUAGUGAUACCGCUCUACGGAGCCGCUGAGGGCACACUCUGGAGCGAGCUUCUGCCCUCAAACUGGUGUCGGGAAUACCAGAUCCGGCAUGCACCACCGUCGUUGCAGGGACUCGUUCGGGUCCAGGGCGUGGACACGGUCGUGAUCGCACUUCACAAUGGGGGAAUCAUCAGGCUGGAUGCGGACGAUAUUGGCAGCGAUUCCAGACAUGAUCAUUGGUCCGAGAACCUCUUCCAACCCCAGUCAAUAUUCGCCACUCUCACAUCCUUCCUGAGUCAGUCGGCUACAGAGAGGGCACGCGUCAUCUCCAUUGCCAGCCACCCCCCACCAUCCGACAUCGCGCACACAUGGACCCUCUCCCGCGACCGUACCUUGCGGUUAUGGUCUUCGAAAAGCGGCUGCGUCGCCAGCCAUACACUUCCCCACACACUCGACUUUCAGCGUGAGGCAACACCGACUCAUGGAAGCCCAUCACCCGCUGUCCCAUUGCUCGACACAGAACCUCAACAUCUGUUGACGGUGUUUUCCAGUGAUGAGCGCCCAGAUGACGCGUUCGUCAUUGUCUUCAUCCCAACUUCAUCGUCAGCGACGUCGGGCGGCUAUUUCCAGCUUCUCUCUUGCAACGGCAACCAUCUGCGCGCUCUCGCCACGUUUGAGAGCGCCGCUGGAAGUGCCCACCACCAUGUCCAAGAUUUCAUGGUCGUUGAUGAGGAUCUCUACGUCCUCUGGGACUACGAGGGACAGUCCGUACUUCAUUCGGUACCCCUCCACGCAGCUUUCGGCUCUCGUUUGAAAGAGCCGAUCAGGAGAAACGACUGGGAAGUCAUUCGCUACCCUUACGAGCCCGAUCUUACCCCUGCAUAUCUUGACGAACUUCUCCUUGCAUCUGGAUCCCUCACGGAGAAGUUCUUCGAUGCUGUCACCCGUCCUGGCGUCUUCUCUCCCUACACCCUCAAUGUCGCAACUCAGCAAUAUAUUGCGGCAUAUGCCUCACUGCCAGGGCCAAUACCCGCCGCGUUGCAGACAUCGUACCCGACCAUCGGCGAAGCGAUAGCAUCCGUCGUCGGCUGCACUGUAUCACUAACACGCGACCCCGCCACUGGCGCUCUCCAACAAGAUCGGUAUUGGGCCGCGCUCAAGCGAGAUUGGGAAGGCUUCGUUGCGCGGUGUCGUGAGACCGAACGCUCCGCGCGUUGGCCUAUUUCACUGGGCAUUGAUGGCGAAGGUGUUCUCCACGUGCUGGAACGCGAGCGGAUCGGUGUUGUCGUAGAAGAGGACCUUGCGCUGCGCGUUCAUCGCGACCUGCGCGAUGGAGUUCGCGAUAUCGAGGACCACUUCGUCGCAUGCGACGUAGCCUGGCAGCUACGCAGGAAGCUUGAUGCGCGGGCCAUACGUACGGUGGAAGCGCUCGUGUCCGAAGCCGUGCACCAGGAGAUCGCGUACCCAUAUCCGGAUGUCCUCGCACAUAUGGCAGAAAAGUCCCAGGUCCGCGAAGUAUUGGGCGAAGACAACCUCGCAUGGUUCGACGGGGCGAUAUUGCGUGUUCCUGAUUCGUCCAACUUGCGUACUAGUCUGGACCUCAUUGGUGGCUUUGACCGCGCUGCGAAAACGGAAGACGACGAGACCGAGGCGGUGCUCCUCUCUAGUCCAGGCGAUACUGGCUUUACGCGGGCAUUAACGGCGGCCUACAUCACUCAUACGACCCUCGCGCGGCAUGAGCUCUGUGUAGCCCUUCUUGCUAUGCUGCUUUCAGAUGGAGAACGCGCAAGGACGGCCUGGGACUCCGUCAUCCUGGCAGACGUUCUAGCCGUCUUCCGCGGCAUCUCUAUGCUCCACGACCUGUCGACAGAGCCAGCGAUCGAGCCAGCACCGCCAUCCGGGCUCGACACCGACGCCGUUGUAGCACGCCUCCGUACACUCGAUGUCUCGCGGGCUCACGGGCAGAGCAGCGCGCCGGGCCCAUCGCUACUGUGGCACCUAUUCACUCACUACGGUGCUGCACCCCGUACACCCCUUCCCGCCGCAGCACACCUGUUUAUGGACGCGACCGGCCUCCUGAUGAGCGUAUCUCCCGCGGAAGCCUCCGCAUCUGAGGUUCUCUGUGCAGAGCGCCUUCGUGCCGCAGGACGCAUCGGCGCUUCACGCCGCCUUCUCGAAUGGCUCCCACGCGCACCAGGCGUGAUGUACGUCCGGUCACUCCUAUGGCUCGACAUCGGGCACGACGCAGAAGCCGCGGAGGCCAUGGAUUGCCUCGCUGGUGCCUUCGGUCAUGCGAGCGCUCUCAGCUCAGAAGACGGUGUUGCCCUGGCGUCCGUACUACCCAGCGGCCUGCUCUUCAACUCGGACUUCCAGUUCUACGUACAUGCAUCGGCAUUGUUCAAGGCAGCACAGUCAGUCGAGUACGAGGUACACUUCGCGAAGAAGGCCAUCGCAUGCGCGCCCGUGGGCUGGGACACGUUGGGACUAUGGAGUGAUGUGAUCCAUGGGUCGAUUGAGCUGGGCCUUUGGGACGAGGCUUAUGCUGCCCUCAUGGCCUCGCCGCACGACAAGCUGAAGCGGGACUGUGCACGUCAAUUAGUGCAUCGCAUGUGUGAGGAGCAAGCGAUUGAACGACUUGUUCGCUUCAGUUUCGGCGGACUAGUUGACGAAGUCGUCGAGAGCCUUGCGUUCAAGGCGCGUAAUGCGGACCCCCGCGUGCGCCCAUCAUACUCACGCAUCCUGUACGCGUGGUACAUGGCGCGCUCGGACUUUCGUUCGGCGGCAAAGGUCAUGUACCAGCGUUCUCGAAAGCUCACUGCCCUCACGGCCGUCGAACCCGAUCAGUAUUUCCCGCUCGCAGAGGCCAAUCUCGAGUCGCUCCUCGUCUGCAUGAACGCCCUCGCGCUCGUCGACUCGAAGAACCCCUUCAUUGUGGUGGCCUAUGCUCCAGGUCCUGGCCGCGUUCCACUCACGAAGAAUGUUCCGGAGGACCGCCUAGGCGGUGCACGGCGCGACUCAGAGUACCUCACUCGCGAUGAUAUUCUGAGAGAAUAUACUCUGCUGUCCGCUCAACUUGAGCUCGUACGCACGGAACCGGAGCUUUUGUCGAAUGCCGAUACGCUCCUCACCGCUGAGGGUGUCGUCAUGCGACUGUCGCUCGCAAGUCGCUACGAGACGGCCUUGAAGGUGGCGAGAACGCUGAAGGUCGAUGCUUCGCCUGUCUUCACUCGGCUUGCAAUCGAGUGCGUGCGUCUCUCGCGGGCAACGGAUCCCGUCAUAACGGAGGCCAUGACAGACUGGCUUCUCACUGACAAAGCGACAUCCUGGGCCGGGACAUGGCCCGCACGAGCCUGGCGCUACCUCCGUGAAGCUUUGACGCGACAUGAUGGACCCGCGACGGACUACGACUAUGCGAAGGUGGUGUUCGAGACCAUAUGCGGCCUCGAGCACGGCAGCGCUCCACCGCCGUGGUUAGUGCAGACGCUGGAGGCCCAUCAUCCCGAGUGGCUGAUCCGGACGGCUAUGCGCUUCGAUAUGUUGGACUUCGCCCUGGAACAGACGUUGGCGCUCUUCCGCGCGAGUAAUGCCAGGCUGGCGCAAAGCCCGCCGCAUACGGCCAGUGCGACAUGGUUGCCUUACACGCUCAUCGACCAACUGUUGUUCGCCACUUCCAACCAGAACGAACAGUCACCGCGCGGUAAAGGACUGAGGAAAGAUGUUCAGGCCGCGCUAUCAAGUCGAUUGCGUAACAUGGAGAAGACCACCGCUGCGCUGGGAUGA